AACAGGUGCAUUUUUACCGAGAACGGCACCGAGGUAGGAAUAGCAUCAAAUUGAAUUGAGCUAAAAUUAAAACUUUUCUGGAUUUGGGUGGAAUUGAUUUCGCAAUUUUCCAAUUUUGCAAUUUUUGGGGUUAAAAAGUGUUAAAUAAUUUAAUUAUUUAAAUGGACAUGGAUUCGCCAGAAAGGAAGGAUAAUAAUAAAUAUUAUAUUAAUAAUAUUACGGGCGCAAAUGGGGCGGAAAUCAGGAAAAAGUUGGACUCUGAUAGAGCCGCGGCGCCGAAAAGUUUCGAGGAAAUUAUUAAAGUUUUAGGUGGAUUUGGAUGGUUUCAAGUUCUCGUUAUAAUUUUGUACCUGACGCUAGAAGCUGUCACAGCUUUUGCGAUAUUUAUACCAAUUUUUGUUGCCCGAACUCCGGUCGAUUGGCUAUGCGACAAUCGAACGAUGAAUUCGAAGGAAAUUUGUGGAUGCAAUGGGACCAUUAAGGCGACCACGGAUGACUCAAUCGUGGCAGAGUGGAACCUGAUCUGCGACCAGCGAUGGAUAACCGAUUUUAUCACGAGUAUCCAAAUGUUGGGGCUUAUCUUUGGGAGUAUAAUCGGCUCUCAGAUCGCGGAUUGGUACGGGCGCAAGAUUGGUUUCCUCCUUUCCGUCCUACUCCUUGCCCUCGGUACCGCUUCGAGCGCCGUGGCGCCAAACGCUUAUGUCUACGCGCUGUGCAGAUUCGUCUGUGGGGCGGGAAUUCAGAGCUUUAUCAAUGUCACGGGCGCGGGUGUGAUGGAAUUUAUGCCGCCGAAAUUCAGAUCUCUAGCCAACUGCAUUGGUCCCUUGGGCGAAGGACUAAUGAUUUUGGCCGUUAUCGCGAAAUAUGUGACGCCGUGGAGGACCCUGUACUGGGUGACGACAGCGCCGUACGCGCUCAUCUUCAUAAUCUAUCCCUUCCUCCCUGAAAGCCCGCGCUGGUUACUUCAACAGAACAAAAUAGAAGAGACUCACAAAGUAUUGACAUUCGUGGCGCGCUGCAAUGGGAAAAAGCCCCUCGACAUUUCAGUUCUCCACGCGAUCGCUAAGAAGACGAAUCACGUCCCCGCCCCAGACUCGAAGGAGAAGCAGCCCGGGUAUUUGACCUUCAUUACGGACCCGAAACACAGGACGACGUCGCUCUUCGUCAUGGCGAUUUGGUUUUCAUGGUCGCUCACGUACUAUGGAAUUUCAUUCAAUAUUCGAAACAUUGAGGGGGACAUUUACUUCAACGUGUUCCUCAGCGGGUUGGCGAAUGCGUUGGGGCAACGUGUCACAUUAUUGACGAAUGAUAGUUUGGGGCGUCGAAUGUCGCUCUUUUCGUCGAUGACGUUCGGCGCAAUUUUCAUGGUCGUGGUGGCCGUGUGUUUCUACACGAUGGAGCAUUUGGGCGACAUCGUGCUAAUCAUGUGUCUCCUCUCGCUGUUCGGAAUGUCGGCGACGCGGUCGACAAGCAAGUUAUUGACGGGCGAAUCCUUCCCGACUAACUUGAGAGCUAUGAGUUUCGGACUUUCCGGAAUUUCGAUAACGCUGGGAGGAAUAUUAGCGCCGUUAAUGGCGUCGCUGGGAACAGAUUACCCCGCCGUUCCAUUCAUAAUUUUGGCGGUCGUGAGCUGCGCCGGGUCACUGGUUUCCUUCCUAAUAAAGGAAACGAAGGGUCAGAACCUCGACAGGAAGAAGAGCGUCGCACCAGGAAGUAUGGUCAUCGACGUGGGCGAUAUCGUGGAGGAAGAAACAAAUGCCGACAAGCAGACAACGUGACGACUCCGAUAUUGCAAUUAUAGUGCGAAAGUACUUACAUAAUAUUUAAUUGUAUUCAGUAAUUAUAUAGUUAAGGAAAGGUCAGAAAGAAAUAAAUAUACAAUAAGAAAUAUA
This is a messenger RNA of Folsomia candida, 1892 nucleotides long. RefSeq names its product solute carrier family 22 member 13. Gene Ontology annotation, biological process: transmembrane transport. The record is from RefSeq and is a predicted model, not a curated record. Lineage: Eukaryota; Metazoa; Arthropoda; Collembola; Entomobryomorpha; Isotomidae. Gene Ontology annotation, molecular function: transmembrane transporter activity. The coding region runs from base 162 to 1778 and encodes 538 amino acids. The transcript is spliced from 8 exons. Gene Ontology annotation, cellular component: membrane.